AGGUUCAGAGAGACAGCUGGGAAGAGAGAGAGGGAACAGCAUUGAGAGACAGAGCAGGAAGAAGACAGCCCUGGUGCUAUUUGGAUAGAACAGUGAAGAAUGCAGAUAGGUUAGAGCUUGAGAACACAAACCCAGCAAUGGGUAAAAUAACAAAGGAUAACAUCAGCUAUCCUGGAUAUGAUUAUCUGCUGAUGCUUGGAAGAACAGGAGCUAUCUCUGAGGACAUCAUGCUCUGAAGGCCCCUCAGCAGCAAGGCUGCACACAGCCAAGGCAAGGCAAAGGCAGCAGAACAGAAGCCUAGGGGCGGAGGCUGGGAGACAGAGAGAGAAAAAGAAAGAGAGAGAGAAACAGAGAUAGGAUUCAUUCAAGAUAGAAAAGAUAAAACGACAGCAUGAGAACUUCAAGGAAAGGAAGCGUGGAAAUGCCUGCUUUUGUUCGGCAGCUAGUCAAAGAGACAGAGAAACGGGUAACCUCCUUUUUCAAAGGUGGGCGCGGAGGAGGCGGGGGCGAGCUGGCCGAGGGUGAGGAUGGGGCAGAAGAAGAAGGGGUGAUCCCCAGCCCUUACCUGGAGCGGCCUGUGCUGGACAAGUAUAUGGAGGAGGGCUGUGCCUCGUGGGGCCUCACCUACGCUCUGGCCAGCAUGCAAGGCUGGAGGGCCCACAUGGAGGACUUCCACAACUGCUUUCCUCAGCUAGGUGGGGAGUUGUCCCAUUGGGGUUUCUUUGCCGUUUAUGAUGGCCAUGCUGGGAGCACGGUGGCCCAGCACUGCUCACGAAACCUGCUGGACCACAUUCUGGGCACAGGUAAGAUUCGGGCAGAUGAAGAUGUGGAUCAGGUCAAUGAGGGCAUUAGGGAGGGUUUCUUUCUAAUGGACAAACACCUUCAUUCCAUGGCCUGUCGUGAGGGCUGGGAACGUGGUGGCACCACUGUGGUUUCCACAAUGAUCACCCCACACCACAUCUACUUUGUGAACUGUGGUGACUCACGGGCCAUGUUGUGCCGCAGUGGUCGCGUGGCCUUCUCCACAGAGGACCACAAGCCAUUCAGCCCCGGGGAGAAGGAGCGCAUUGAGAAUGCUGGUGGCUCGGUCACUCUGCAGCGUGUCAACGGCUCACUGGCUGUCUCCCGGGCUCUGGGGGACUUCAGUUACAAGGCAGCAGAGUGGCGGUCAGCCACGGAACAGAUGGUCUCGCCGGAGCCGGAGAUUUCCACUGUGGAGCGCUCCCCGGCUGAUGAAUUCAUUGUGCUGGCCUGUGAUGGAGUGUGGGACACUGUCAGCAAUGAGGAGCUCUGUGCAUUCGUACGCAGCCGACUGCAAGUGUGCACGGAUCUCAGAGAUGUCUGCUCACAGGUCAUCGACCUUUGCCUCUAUAAGGGAAGUCUUGAUAACAUCAGCAUCAUUUUGGUUUGCUUUCCUGGCGCCCCCCAGCUGUCACCUGAGGCACUGCACCAGGAAGCAGAGUUAGAGGACUUACUAGAGUCUAAAGUUGCUGAAAUAUUUGAGGAGUUGAGUGGAAGAGGAGAUGAGCCUGACCUUUUGUCAGUUCUUACUGUGCUGGCUUCAACAGUCAUACCUGGACUACCACCAGGGGGCGGCCUUCAAAGCAAACGAAACUGUAUCAUCUCAGCGUACUAUCAACAAAAAGAGGCCCGGAAAUCUAGAUUAUCCCAGGAACUUGGAUCUGUAGAUUCCACUUAGGAUUCAUCCCCUAAACUCUCAUUAACAUGGAGCCACACUGACAUGCUGUAUCGUUUCUAGAUGGAAAGGUCCCCCACAUGGCAAAAUAAUUUUAAAAAUGUAUUGUCUACAGCAGGUACUAUACUCACACGUUGCUUUUUAUGGAUCUCUGGGUUAUAAGAAGCUCAAAGGAAUAGUCCAAAGUUUUUUUUCUCAACAUAUUUUUUUCCCAUUUUUCAGAGUUUUAAAACUAUUUUGGAGCUCUUUUUGUGAAGAACAUGCUUCUACAGUAAGAUACAGCUUAUUUGGUGGCCUACCUACCCUCUGAUUUUUCUUGUCAUGAUUAAUCUAAUUAUUAUAAGUAAAUAUCAUAUCCAUGUUUAGAAAUAGAGUAAUUUUUUAAAAAGUAAUUUCAAAUUAUUAAAAUAACUUAAAGGUAAAACAUAAAGGUUAUUUAAGAAUGUGUCCCACUUUCUGCAGAUCUGAAUUUAAAAAGCUUCAAUUAGUGAUUGUUUUUCUGUUGUUGUUGUUGUCUUUCUUUUUUGGUGUUUCACUGCAUGUUCCAAAGUAUAAAUUGUGCUGUAAAUUAUACUGUAAAUUCAUUGCAAUUAACAGAAAAAUAACAAUAAUAAUAAUAAUAAUAAUAAUAAUACAGUAAGAGUACUAAAGUUACCUCUCAUAGGAUUGUAAAGAACAUAGAAUGAGACCACUUUUAGUAUUACUGCAACAACACAGUACAUCUUUAACAAAGCUGCUCAUUUUUCCAUGGUACAAAAAUAAUCUAAAACUCGCUAUUUUAUUACUGCACUUAUUUGAAUGUUAUGGGAAGUGAAGUAUCUCUAAGAACACAUAAGAACAUAAUAAGAACAUAAAUGAAGCUAGUACAGCCAAAUAUAGGCUUCCACAGGACCUAAAACAGCUAUCAAGUUAAUAAGUAAAUAAUUAUUCUUUGCUAAAAUCACUGCUAAUUCAUAAUUCAUGACUCACUAGAUGGUUUUAUGCUUAAACAAGACCACUUUAAGCUUGCAAAUGGGUUAAAGUUCUUUGCACAAUGGACGCCUACAGGAGGACUCUUUGAUAACUUUAAUCCAGAAGCAUGUUUUUCACAAUAAAUGAUAAUAAUUAUUGUUAAGAAAAACAGUGGACUAUUCCUUUUAAAGGAGGAACACUUCCCAAGACAGCAAUUACUGUACAUGAAAUAGAUUUCUGACAUUGCUUUCCUCAAACUAUCUGGCAUAUUUGCCGACUUUUUUCCUGACUAAAUGUAUUUGAUGUAAACAGAGCAACACUCAGGUAAUGUGUACAAACUUGUGAGUUUAACAAGCAAUUCUUUUACAGAAGUACUACAAUCAGAAUUUUCUAGCUUAAUUUUCUUGUGCCAGUGUAAAUGAAAGGAAGGUUGUGGAUGCUGUAUGAAUUUGAGGCACAGCCAAAUACAACAGGUUCUGUGCAAGCACGCACUUUGAGAUUUCCAAACAUACAGGAUUGUUUCAGUCCUUCAUGUCUAUUUUCUGUAUUUUUGAUCUGAUGUGUGCAUGAUCUGUAUUGUGCUGCCUUACUGACCUCUUUGAAAUUCUACCAAUAGAUUAACAGUGUUAAUAUCUCCGACAGAUUUCCUAAUGUCUAUUCAAUGAAUUGAGUCAUUAUUGCAUACUGUUAUGUGAAAUGACCUUUGUGCAUAUUUUACACAUCUUGUAUAUUGGCGACAGCUGUGUUAAUUAAAAGUUAAGAGUAAUAAAGUAAUAAAACAGAGCGACUCCAUA
Molecule: messenger RNA, 3441 nt
Organism: Pygocentrus nattereri (red-bellied piranha)
Lineage: Eukaryota; Metazoa; Chordata; Actinopteri; Characiformes; Serrasalmidae
Gene: ppm1nb
Product: protein phosphatase, Mg2+/Mn2+ dependent, 1Nb (putative)
Exons: 6
Coding region: 392-1699 (435 amino acids)
Biological process (GO): protein dephosphorylation; negative regulation of canonical NF-kappaB signal transduction; positive regulation of canonical NF-kappaB signal transduction
Cellular component (GO): nucleus; cytosol
Molecular function (GO): magnesium ion binding; manganese ion binding; protein serine/threonine phosphatase activity
Source: RefSeq, a predicted model, not a curated record